GCGGGAAGCAGCACCCUCAGACUGUGCGGCUAGGCCUAGUCUAUUUCCUUAUAGAGAGUUCAGAAAACAGAAGAUGAAGACACUCGUCCUGCUCUUCCUACCUAGAAGUGGGAGAGGAAGGAGGAAAGUGGCUCUGACCAGGGUAUAAGCCCAGGAAGGCAGGACAUGUUGGCAGCCUGCAGGGGCCUCUUUCAGGCUGGGCUGCACCCUCUGGGCCUGGACUGUGCUGGCGUCUGCACAGGGGGGCAGGAGAGGGCCUGUUGCAGGGCUCAGUGGGCUGUGAGGGUGAGCUCCAGAAGCAUUAUCCUGUGAAAUUAGCCUGCAGGAAAGGCUGGGCAUCUGGAGGGCAGACACUUCCUGGGAGGGCUGGACCCUCCUCCCCAGCAGAGGGGUACUUCCUUGGUGAGAUCAGGGAGCCAGACCCCACCUGUGCACCUUGUGGCCCCCUGAAGCAGAGGAGGUCCCCCCCCAGGCUCCUCAUCAGCAGAAUGGAGACAGCAGCAUCUGAGGGUUGGGGCUUGACAGCAGCAGGGGUUGGGGACCCAGAGGGCACCUUCCUCCCAGAUGGAGACUGUGCAUCUGUUGGAAUGUGUGAAAACCAUCCAACCUUACAAGAGGGUGGCCUGGCCACUACCUGCUGUGUCCUGACGGGGCCAGUGUUGACCAGCCCUGGGAUUAGAGGUAUGAACGCUGCCGUCAGGGCUGUGACACGGAUGGGCAUUUACGUGGGUGCCAAAGUCUUCCUCAUCUACGAGGGCUACGAGGGCCUUGUGGAAGGAGGUGAGAACAUCAAGCAAGCUGACUGGCUCAGCGUCUCCAACAUCAUCCAGCUGGGUGGCACUGUCAUAGGCAGUGCCCGCUGCAAAGCCUUCAUGACUCGGGAGGGACGCCUGGCGGCGGCCUACAACCUGGUACAACGUGGCAUCACCAACCUGUGUGUCAUUGGUGGGGACGGCAGUCUCACGGGAGCUGAUAUCUUCCGCAGCGAGUGGGGCGGCCUGCUGGAGACACUGGUGGGGGAAGGUAAGAUCUCAGAGACCACGGCUCAGACCUACUCACACCUGAACAUCGUGGGGCUGGUAGGGUCCAUUGACAACGACUUCUGUGGCACCGACAUGACCAUCGGCACUGACUCGGCCCUCCACCGCAUUAUGGAGGUCAUCGACGCCAUCACCACCACUGCCCAGAGCCACCAGCGGACCUUCGUGUUGGAGGUGAUGGGCCGGCACUGCGGGUACCUGGCGCUGGUAUCUGCGCUGGCCUCAGGGGCCGACUGGCUGUUCAUCCCAGAGGCACCGCCCGAAGACGGUUGGGAGAACUUCAUGUGUGAGAGGCUGGGUGAGACUCGGAGCCGAGGGUCCCGACUAAACAUCAUCAUCAUUGCGGAGGGCGCCAUUGACCGUCAUGGGAAGCCCAUCUCUUCUGGCUAUGUGAAGGAUCUGGUGGUGCAGAGGCUGGGCUAUGACACACGUGUGACCGUGCUGGGCCACGUGCAGAGAGGAGGGACCCCCUCAGCCUUUGACCGAGUCUUGAGCAGCAAGAUGGGUGUGGAGGCUGUGAUGGCGCUGCUAGAGGCCUCACCCGACACGCCGGCCUGCGUGGUCAGCCUCUCUGGGAACCAGUCAGUGCGGCUGCCCCUCAUGGAGUGUGUGCAGAUGACCAAGGAGGUGCAGAAAGCCAUGGACAACAAGAGGUUUGACGAGGCCAUCCAGCUCCGCGGCAGGAGUUUCGAGAACAACUGGAACAUUUACAAGCUCCUUGCCCACCAGAAGCUCUCCAAGGACAAGACCAACUUCUCCCUGGCCAUCCUGAAUGUGGGGGCCCCGGCGGCUGGCAUGAACGCGGCUGUGCGCUCAGCAGUGCGGACUGGUAUUUCCCAGGGCCACACGGUGUAUGUUGUGCAUGAUGGCUUUGAAGGCCUGGCCAAGGGUCAGGUGCAGGAAGUGGGCUGGCACGAUGUGGCUGGCUGGCUGGGGCGUGGUGGUUCCAUGCUAGGGACCAAGAGAACGCUGCCCAAGGGACACAUGGAGUCGAUUGUGGAAAACAUCCGCACCUACAGCAUCCACGCCCUGCUGGUCAUCGGUGGGUUUGAGGCCUACGAGGGGGUGCUGCAGCUGGUGGAGGCGCGCGGGCGCUACGAGGAGCUGUGCAUCGUCAUGUGCGUCAUCCCGGCCACCAUCAGCAACAACGUGCCAGGCACCGACUUCAGCCUGGGCUCCGACACCGCCGUCAACGCUGCCAUGGAGAGCUGUGACCGGAUCAAGCAGUCAGCUUCAGGGACCAAGCGCCGCGUGUUCAUCGUGGAGACCAUGGGGGGCUACUGUGGCUACUUGGCCACUGUGACGGGCAUCGCCGUGGGGGCUGAUGCUGCCUAUGUGUUCGAGGACCCUUUCAACAUCCACGACUUGAAGGUCAACGUGGAGCACAUGACGGAGAAGAUGAAGACGGAUAUCCAGAGGGGUCUGGUGCUCCGGAAUGAGAAGUGUCACGAGCACUACACCACGGAGUUCCUGUACAACCUGUACUCAUCUGAGGGCAAGGGCGUCUUUGACUGCAGGACCAAUGUCCUGGGCCACCUGCAGCAGGGCGGUGCUCCCACCCCCUUUGACCGGAACUACGGGACCAAGCUGGGGGUAAAGGCCAUGCUCUGGAUGUCGGAGAAGCUGAGGGCCGUCUACCGCAAAGGACGGGUGUUUGCCAACGCCCCAGACUCGGCUUGUGUGAUUGGCCUGCAGAAGAAGGCUGUGGCUUUUAGCCCCGUCACAGAGCUCAAGAAUGACACCGACUUCGAGCACCGCAUGCCCCGGGAGCAGUGGUGGCUGAACCUGCGGCUCAUGCUGAAGAUGCUGGCGCACUACCACAUCAGCCUGGCUGACUAUGUGUCUGGGGAGCUGGAGCACGUGACCCGCCGCACCCUGAGUAUCGACAAGGGCUUCUGAGGCCACAUGCCUGCCUGCCCGUGCCCAGUGCCCACCCACGUCCUGCACCUGCCUGCCUGCACCCUGCACCUGCCUGUGCCCAGCAUCCACUGCCUCUGGGCUUCCUAAUCCUCCAUGCAAGUCCCAGUCCCUGGCACCAAGGCUGUAGCUGUUUGGGCCUGGGCUGCUAUGCCUGGGACCUGCAGGCAAGUGCGAGGGGCCUGCUCAGCCCGGCUUGGAGCUCUCGUGGCCCCUGUCUGCCCUGUUUCUCCCCAGGCCUCUGGGGCUUCUGUAAGCCAGCCUGCUGUCCUCCUCCAAGGACAGAAACCCAUGUGGCACCACCUUCCCACCCAGGGGACAUGGGCUGGUGGUGUUUGGUCUCUGCAGCCCCAUCCUUGGCACCUGUAGGGCCCUCAGCUUCUCUAUCUG
Molecule: messenger RNA, 3347 nt
Organism: Nycticebus coucang (slow loris)
Lineage: Eukaryota; Metazoa; Chordata; Mammalia; Primates; Lorisidae
Gene: PFKL
Product: phosphofructokinase, liver type
Exons: 23
Coding region: 489-2939 (816 amino acids)
Biological process (GO): canonical glycolysis; fructose 6-phosphate metabolic process; fructose 1,6-bisphosphate metabolic process
Cellular component (GO): cytoplasm; membrane; 6-phosphofructokinase complex
Molecular function (GO): fructose-6-phosphate binding; 6-phosphofructokinase activity; ATP binding
Source: RefSeq, a predicted model, not a curated record